AUGGGCAGUGUGUUGGCUGCCGCCUCCCCCACUCCGGCCCCGGCUACAGCUGGAGGGGGCCAAGGGGUCCCGGGGAUGAUGUCCGUCCCUCCAGGGUUCUCUAUGCCUCCAGUGUCUUCCAUCCCGUCAACAUCUGGAUCUGACCAAGAGACAGCAGAAGAUGAUUCCCCGCUUCAAAACCCAGGAACCUAUGAGGAGUGUCAUCGCAAAUGUAAAGAGGUGUUCCCACUGCAGAUGGAAGGGGUGCGGUUAGUGGUCAACAAGGGUCUAAGUAAUCACUUCCAAGUCAGCCAUACUAUAACCCUCAGCACUCUGGGUGAUUCUGGGUACCGGUUUGGCUCCACCUAUGUAGGCAGCAAACAGACUGGACCAGCAGAGUCGUUUCCAGUCAUGGUUGGAGAUAUGGACAACACCGGCAGUCUGAACGCCCAGAUCAUCCACCAGCUCACGUCUGCUGUGCGAUCCAAAAUCGCCAUCCAGACUCAACAGCACAAGUUUGUGAACUGGCAGUGUGACAUGGAGUACCGUGGUAAAGACUUCACCUCCGCCGUCACGCUGGGAAAUCCAGACGUGCUCGUUGGAUCUGGCAUUGUGGUGGCCCACUAUCUCCAGUCCAUCACACCAGCGCUGGCCCUGGGUGGAGAGCUGGUGUAUCACAGGAGACCAGGAGAGGAAGGUACCGUCACCUCCCUCCUGGGCCGCUACACAGGUGAUAACUUUGUUGCUACGCUGACUUUGGGAGAAGCAGGAGCUCAUGCUACGUAUUAUCACAAAGCCAAUGAUCAGUUGCAGGUAGGAGUUGAAUUCGAAGCCAGCACGAGGAUGCAGGACACUUCAACGUCCUUCGGUUACCAGCUGGACAUCCCGAAAGCAAACCUGCUGUUCAAAGGGACGGUUGACAGCAACUGGGUGGUCGGGGCGACCCUGGAGAAGAAACUGCUCCCGCUGCCUCUCACGCUCGCCCUCGGGGCUUUUCUCAACCACCGCAAGAACAAGUUCCAGUGCGGCUUCGGCGUCACCAUCGGCUAGCGGUGCGCGGAGGGUCUGCCUGGAGCCAGCUCGCAGGCCACAGCUUGGACCGGCACUGAGACACACAGGAACCUGGACUACGUUUUAGAAAUUGAAUUCAAAGACUCUCUUUCAACUGUGAUUUCUGGGACGACAGAGAGACAAAGACAACUAUCAAGGAGCCAGGACUGGCCAAGCCAUGCCUACAAUACUGUAGCACAAAUGUCUUUCCUUUAUGGUGUGUUGGAUGUUCCCAACGAAUAGAGAGAUGUAUAUCAGAGGGCAUCAGGCGAUGCAUGAAAACAUGUGAUGUGAAAAUCAAAGUCAGUGGUCAGACAUAAUAUAUGGUGGUCAUGUGUGGGUUUAAAUAAAUGUGAUUACGUUUUUUUUU
This is a messenger RNA of Salarias fasciatus (jewelled blenny), 1399 nucleotides long. RefSeq names its product translocase of outer mitochondrial membrane 40 homolog (yeast) (gene tomm40). Gene Ontology annotation, cellular component: mitochondrial outer membrane. The coding region runs from base 1 to 1029 and encodes 342 amino acids. Gene Ontology annotation, biological process: protein import into mitochondrial matrix. The transcript is spliced from 8 exons. Gene Ontology annotation, molecular function: transmembrane protein transporter activity. Lineage: Eukaryota; Metazoa; Chordata; Actinopteri; Blenniiformes; Blenniidae. The record is from RefSeq and is a predicted model, not a curated record.